AUGUCUUCAAAUCCAUUUGCUAAGAAUCUUGAGAAUGUUACGGAUCCUACAGACUGGAAUUCGUCACAAAUUCCCGAUCUUACAGACUUAGAUUCUUUGUUAAGAUGCUUUAUAUGUAAAGAAUUUUUAAGAGCCCCAGUUAUGACGGGAUGCAAUCACACAUUUUGCUCUCAAUGUAUAAGAGAGUACCUUAUAACUAACAGCCAUUGUCCAUUGUGUGAUUCAGAACAGUAUGAAAGUAAUUUGAAGCGCGUGAUACAGUUGGAAGAAGUUGUUCUAUGCUAUUCAAAAGUCAGAUCGACUCUAUUGCUGUGUUUGAAGCUUCCAGAAGAGGUUGCGCAGAAGAGGCAGGAAAAUUCAGCAAAAGCAGUUCAGGAUGAGAUAAUUGAAAUUGGAUCUGAUGAUGAAGAAGGAAACAACUUGAACGAACGAAGUAUAACUAAAGAUGUGGAAACUAUAUGUGAACAAGAGACAGCGACACCUGUUGUAGAAAAGGAGCAAGAAGAGACGCCGAGAAAGAAGAGAAAGACUGCCAUUGGUACGCAGUUAACUUCGAUGGACAGCAUCCCCACAAGGGAUCAGUUGGUAGAGUGUCCAAUAUGUAGCAAAAUAAUGUCCGCCGAAAUCUUGCAGACGAAUCAUAUUGAUAACUGUUUGUCUAGGUCGCCAUCAGAUUCACCUAAGCCGUCUGGUAGUGCUGGUAUUUCGUCAUUUUUUCAACCUAAAGUGAGCAGCUCGACUUCUGCAUCGAACUUAAGUUCAAGCUCCUCUAAUGAUAGUAAUAAUUUUGGCUCGUCUUACAAGAAGAAAUCGAAUCAGGAUUUCUAUUUCAAAGAAGCGUCCAAACAUCAUAACGAUAUAAAGAAACUUCCCAAGCUUGAUUUCAGUUCAUUGACCACUCCAAGAUUGAAGGAUAAACUAGUCAAUUUGAAACUACCCACGCAAGGUACGAGAAUUCAAUUGGAGUUGCGAUACAAUCAGUAUUACAUUCUUUUCAAUUCUAACUUGGAUAGUAGCCAUCCUGUUUCCGAAAAGGUCUUGAAACAAAAGUUGAAUCAAUGGGAAUUAUCACACCUGUCAUUUUCGUCAAAUCAAGUGAACUCGAAAAAUUCAUUGUUCGAUUUCGGAGGCAGUAAUCCCACAUUGAAGAAUAUAACUGAUAAAAAUUUUCUGGUAAGCGAAUGGCUAAAUGCUUACAAAGGAGAAUUUGCGAGGUUAACUAGACUAGCCAAGAAAUCAAUGAAAGAGAAGGUAGCCGAAGAAAAUCCAAAUAAGGAAGACCCUGCAUUAGAGAAUGAAGGUAAAGGAGACAUUGACAUGGUUGGAACACUGGGAGAAGACCAUGAUACUAAGGAGAGUGUUGAUAUUCCAGUAAAGGAGAAUGAAGAAAAUAUUCUAGUUGGAAAUCAAGAAGAACAGCAUAAAGUCAUAACUACAUAA
Molecule: messenger RNA, 1440 nt
Organism: Dujonia railenensis
Lineage: Eukaryota; Fungi; Ascomycota; Pichiomycetes; Serinales; Debaryomycetaceae
Source: the annotation of a GenBank genome assembly